UAUAAAGCAAGAGGUACGAACGAUGCUCACAGCAGAUCAACAGUAGACAUGAUCGGGAAGAUUGUUAUCAUCAUUUCAGCUCUGGCCCUGGUAAGGGCCCAGAUACCAAGUCUGGGCUUCUGUCCAGAUUACGUUCCCAUGGCUAACUUCGACAUGACUAAGUUUUUGGGUGUCUGGUACGAGGCCGAAAGGUACUUCCAGCUGACGGAAGUAGUGUCGCGUUGCGUUAUGACGAACUAUACUUUGGGUCCUGAUGGCAAAUUUCGGGUCAGCAACGAAGUUACGAACAGAUUCACCGGAAUCAAGAGAGUGUUAGCGGGUGAAAUUAAGAAAUCUGCUUCGAAAGCUGAGGAGGGAAAAUUGACUGUUAAAUACACGAUACCAUUGGCACCGGAAACAAAAUACUCGGUGCUUGAAACGGAUUACGAUAGUUAUGCAGUUUUGUGGAGCUGUUCCGGUAUUGGUCCAUUCCAUACACAGAAUGCCUGGGUCAUGACCAGAGAAAGAUUGGCUCCAGGAACAGUGUUGCAAAAGGCGUACGCUGUUUUGGAUAAGUACAAGAUCUCGAAAACGUUCUUCGUGAAAACGGAUCAAGAAGACUGCGCUUUCUUGGAUGCGCCACCGGCGAAACCGGUGGAAGUUGCGGAAGCAGUGUCGCAAAGUGAAGAGAACCCCCAGGAAUCGGAGGAAAAGCCUGAACAUUCUGUUCGAACUGCCGUGGUACCGGAUGCUCCACAAAUCAUCAUCGAAGCGAACAACGAAAAAUUAUCCUUGAAGGCACAAGAAGGUAUUAAGAAGAAACCGGUGAACCCGGUUGCUGAACGAAUCGUGGAGGUAGCCGAGGCCCAGAAAGAAAAUCUGUUCAAGGAAACUGCAGAAAAGGAGGAGAAACAAAAGGAGGCUAUGAAAGAGAAACAUAAAUAUUAUAAGAGAACAAUGUUGCGGCUACCUUUAAUUUUGAUCAUCGUAAGUGUCGCGAUGGCACAAGUGCCAUUUCUAGGCGUGUGCCCCAACGUGGAAACAUUGGACAACUUUGACCCGAAAAGGUAUCUGGGGAAAUGGUACGAGAUCGAAAGAUAUUUCGCGUUAUUCGAAUUCGGCGGCAAGUGCGUGACCGCGGAAUACGGUCCAACCGAAAAUGGUACGAUAACCAUUUUAAAUAAGCAGAUCUCUGCAUUAACCGGUGUUUCUUCGAGUAUCGAAGGGGUUGGGAAACCACUUGCUAAGGCGGAUGAUCCUAGAUUAGUCGUCACAUUUCCAUCAAUUCCGGUCCCGUUAGAUGCACCUUACUGGAUUCUGGAUACCGAUUACAAAUCUUACGCUGUAGUAUGGAGUUGUUCGAACUUUGGUGUAUUCAGUGUACGAAACGCAUGGAUCCUUGCAAGGGAACCAAAGCCACCGGUUCCAGUUUUAGAAAAGGCUUAUCAAGUAUUAGAUAAAAAUAACAUCAGUAGAGCAUAUUUUAUUCGUACAGAUCAGAAGAAUUGUCCGCAAGCUAAUUAAAAAAAUAUUGCGUGAAGCAUCAGAAGAGUAUUUUACAAUUAAAAAAAAAAAA
This is a messenger RNA of Osmia lignaria (orchard mason bee), 1555 nucleotides long. Its product is annotated as apolipoprotein D. Gene Ontology annotation, cellular component: cytoplasm. Gene Ontology annotation, molecular function: pigment binding. NCBI's taxonomy places the organism in Eukaryota, Metazoa, Arthropoda, Insecta, Hymenoptera, Megachilidae. Gene Ontology annotation, biological process: lipid metabolic process; response to reactive oxygen species. The record is from RefSeq and is a predicted model, not a curated record.